Hibiscus syriacus is the source of this 1616-nucleotide messenger RNA. Its product is annotated as low affinity inorganic phosphate transporter 4-like. The transcript is spliced from 2 exons. Bases 9 to 1616 code for a protein of 535 amino acids. The record is from RefSeq and is a predicted model, not a curated record. Gene Ontology annotation, cellular component: membrane. Gene Ontology annotation, molecular function: phosphate transmembrane transporter activity. Gene Ontology annotation, biological process: phosphate ion transport; transmembrane transport. Lineage: Eukaryota; Viridiplantae; Streptophyta; Magnoliopsida; Malvales; Malvaceae.
ACAAAACAAUGGCAUCCGGCAACAAUCUAGCAGUGCUAGAAGCUCUCGACACUGCCCGGACUCAAUGGUACCAUGUGAAAGCUAUCGUGAUCGCCGGUAUGGGUUUCUUCACAGAUGCUUAUGAUCUCUUCUGCAUCACAACCGUGUCCAAACUCUUGGGCCGCCUCUACUACUAUGAUCCUACUUCCGGCAAGCCGGGAAAUCUCCCCCACGGCAUCAACAACUUGGUCACCGGUGUAGCCUUAUUCGGAACUCUCAGCGGCCAGCUUGUGUUUGGUUGGCUCGGUGACAAACUUGGCCGCAAGAAAGUGUAUGGGAUCACUCUCAUCCUCAUGGCAAUUUGCGCCAUUUGUUCAGGCCUGUCGUUUGGGUCCACCUCCGGUUCUGUGAUCGGAACCCUUUGCUUCUUCAGAUUUUGGCUUGGUUUUGGCAUUGGCGGCGACUAUCCUCUUUCCGCCACAAUCAUGUCGGAAUACGCUAACAAAAAGACUCGUGGGGCGUUUAUUGCGGCGGUUUUCGCCAUGCAAGGCGUUGGGAUUAUAUUUGCCGGCUUGGUUUCCAUGAUUCUUUCGGGUAUCUUCCUUGAAAUUUAUCCCGCACCCAGUUUUAAAGAUGAUCAUGUAUUCUCUACACAACCGGAAGCUGAUUAUCUAUGGCGGAUUGUGCUCAUGUUUGGUUCUUUACCGGCUCUUUUAACAUAUUAUUGGCGGAUGAAGAUGCCGGAAACCGGUCGUUACACUGCAAUUAUUCAAGGGAAUGCUAAACAAGCGGCGGCCGAUAUGGGUCGAGUUCUCGAAAUCGAACUCGAUGUUGAGUCAGAUAAGCUUUCACAAUUCAAAGCGGCGAACCAAUACACAUUACUAUCACACGAGUUCUUUAGACGCCAUGGGUAUCAUCUGAUCGGUACAAUGAGCACUUGGUUCUUGUUGGAUAUUGCUUUCUACAGUCAAAACCUAACCCAAAAGGACAUAUUCCCAGCCAUUGGUUUAACCAAUAAAGCUCCAGAUAUCAACGCCAUUAGAGAAGUGUUCGAGACCUCGCGUGCCAUGUUCGUUGUUGCUUUGCUUGGUACAUUCCCAGGGUACUGGCUCACUGUACUUUUCAUAGAAAAGAUCGGUCGUUUCGUCAUCCAACUGGUUGGAUUCUUCAUGAUGUCCAUCUUCAUGCUCAUUCUUGGCGUCAAAUACGAUUAUCUCAGGGAUCAUAAUAAGUUCCUGUUCGUUCUUCUUUAUGGGUUAACGUUCUUUUUCGCCAACUUUGGCCCCAACAGUACAACCUUUGUGCUGCCGGCGGAGCUGUUCCCGACCAGGGUGCGGUCCACUUGUCAUGCGCUGAGUGCGGCGUCAGGGAAGGCCGGAGCCAUGAUCGGAGCUUUCGUUGUACAAACAUAUACGUUGGAUGAGAAUGUUAAGAAAAUCAAGGCUGCCAUCGUCGCUUUGGCCUUUACAAAUAUGUUGGGAUUUUGUUUCACAUUCCUGGUCUCGGAAACCAAAGGACGAUCUUUAGAAGAAAUUUCAGGCGAGGAUGGUGGUGGCGGUGGCGACCAAAAUGAAACUCGGAUGGCUGCCACCGUAUCGGUUUCUAUGCAUGGAAACGGCCGCUUUGAAGAGAUUUGA